AGGGAUGCGUCAAUAAACUCUAACUUAAGUUAAACAAAGUUGAAUGACUAACAGAAACUUAAUAUUCAUCUUAUUUCUAAGUGUGUGAACCAGGAGGUGGAAGAAAUGCUGGGCUUUUUGAGUGCGCACCUGGAGCCGAUGGUGUUUUGCGCACAGAUGGCGAGCGCAUUUUUCGACACGGGGCUGCAGAUGCUUGUAAAGCAGAGGUGCGAGGAUGAGAACGGGACAAUCCCUGAGGAGCAGACCGAGGAGAAGAUGACCAUCGCGGAUUUUUACAUGGUUUUUAACAUGCUGGUUAAAUUAAUGCCUAUAAUUCCAGCAAUCGUGUUGGGAAGGAUUGGUGAUAAGGGCUACCGAAUGGUGCCGAUUGUUAUACCACUGAUAGGCUAUGCUUUAUCUCGGGUUCUUCUCAUAUUAACCAUAGCUCUCGAUUGGCCAUUAAAGGUGAUGUAUGCAGCACCAGUAUUGCAUGGUCUCUGCGGCGGAUUUUCAUCCUACUGGGCCGGAGUUAUGGCUCUCAUAUCGGUAAACACAGACCAGCAGGACAGGUCACUGCGCAUUAUGCGCAUUGAAUUGGUAUAUGGGAUUGCUGGUUUUCUAGGCAGCCUGGCAUCAGGUCACCUGUUUAAUCUCUACACGGUUGAACUCAAGCAAGGAGUCGUGAUGUCCAUCCUCAGUGUGGUGCUCUACCUGCUCUGUCUUAUUUACGCCUUUUUUGUUUUAAAAAUGAAUGAGCAGGAUAGGAAUGAAAGCAGUGAGAUAUUUAGCGUGGAUAACCGUGACAUUAUUAACGUAGCCCUGCUGUUUGUUGGUGGGAUCUUGUAUGAUGUAGCUGUAGCAGGUGGAGUGGAGAUACUAAACGUGUAUGUGCUAGAGGAGCCCUUGCGCUGGGGCGCAGCUGAAGUGGGCUAUGGAAAUGCUGCUGGUUCGGUCAUCUUCAUCACCAGCUUUUUAGGAGUGCAGCUGUUUACAAGGUGCAGACUUAGUGAUGCCAGUAUGAUUAUGAUAGGCAUGCUGUCCUUCCUGUUCGGGAUCUACUUCAUGACAUUUGUCACAACCACCGCCAUGUACUUUUUAGCUCGUUCCCUUAUGUUGUUUGCCCUCAUUCCCAUGCCUAUCAUCCGCUCACUACUAUCCAAGCAGAUCAAUGGAACGUCAACUGGAAUGACCUUCACAUUGCUCCAGCUGGCCUUCCGACUGUCCGGUUUGGCCACAACACCCACCUACACCAAAAUCUACAAGUCCACCUUUAACACCUUGCCUGGGUUUGUCUUCACCCUAUCCAGCAUCAUCACUUAUUUUGCUGUUGUUCCUAUCAGUAUUGUAGGGUGUCGAACUGCAAGACAGGAAACCUACGAGAGAAUUUAAGUGAACUGAUCAUCGUAUCAUCAGAGGUGCUUUUUAUCAGUAGCAAUUUCACACAAUACUUGUUUACUAACACUUUGGCCUUUUGUAUUAUGUUACUAAAGAAUUUUAAGGUGGACUGUUAGUGGUAGUUACAUUUAUUUGGUCAAGGCAUUUAAUUUAAACUGUAAAUUUAAUUCUGUCUAAAUGAGAGUCAAUGCCUUCAAACACUGUGUUAACA
Molecule: messenger RNA, 1585 nt
Organism: Trichomycterus rosablanca
Lineage: Eukaryota; Metazoa; Chordata; Actinopteri; Siluriformes; Trichomycteridae
Product: solute carrier family 46 member 2
Exons: 4
Coding region: 106-1368 (420 amino acids)
Biological process (GO): transmembrane transport
Cellular component (GO): membrane
Molecular function (GO): transmembrane transporter activity
Source: RefSeq, a predicted model, not a curated record